Messenger RNA from Lathyrus oleraceus (garden pea), 959 nucleotides. RefSeq lists its product as uncharacterized. The record is from RefSeq and is a predicted model, not a curated record. Lineage: Eukaryota; Viridiplantae; Streptophyta; Magnoliopsida; Fabales; Fabaceae. The transcript has 6 exons. Bases 22 to 645 code for a protein of 207 amino acids.
ACAAAACAAGUGGACUUGAAAAUGAAGGUUUUUCAUGUUCUCCCUUUGAUUUUGUUGUUGUUGUUAUGGGGUUGCGAAGUGCAAGGGAGAUUGGUCUCAAUCCCAACAAAACCUGACCGAAAGGAUGCAGCUGCAACUGCUCGUUGGUUGGUCUCUCAGAACUUCUGGGGUGUCUUAAGUACUAUCUCAAUUGAUUUGGAUGGAGCACCCUUUGCCAAAGUGGUAUCAUAUAGUGAUGGAGUACCAAACCAAGGCAGUGGCAUCCCAUACUUCUACUUAACAACUCUUGAUCCAACAGCAAGAAAUGCAUUCAAAGAUGAAAGAGCUUCCUUCACAGUCAGUGAGUACCCUCUCGGAACUUGCGGCAAGGUCGACCCGAUGAAUCCUACAUGUUCAAGAAUUACUCUUACAGGGAAGCUGAAAUUGGUUGAUGAAAAGUCAGAGGAAGCCGAAUUUGGCAGAAAUGCCUUGUUUUCCAAGCAUUCAGAAAUGAUUGACUGGCCAGAGGAUCACAACUUCAAAGUUUACAAACUGGAAAUUGAAAAUAUAUUUUUAAUUAAUUGGUUUGGUGGUCCAAAACCUCUAACAGUGGAAGAGUACUUCAAUCAUAAAAUGAACAAUCGUCUUCGUUCUCUCAUGGAUUGAUUAUCUGAAUGCUCUUCUAUUUGCAACUCCUACUACGGGGCUGUAAGUGCACAAACUGUGUUUUUCUUGUUAUUUACUUAUUAUAAGCAAUGUGUUUAUGUACUGUAUUUCAAUUAGUGUAUUUCUUUCCCAUUUGAAAAGCUUUUCUGGGCACCAUGCUGUUGCUGCUGGCUUGUUGUGGCUACUGUAAUAUGAAAAUAUUGCAAUCCUUGGCACACAUUUUAUUUAUCUAUUCUGCGUUUUUUUCUCUGUAAUGGCAAGCAAUGUAAUUUCUUACCUAUGUUUUCAAUUAUAUGUUCUCCAUAUUGAUACAA